This is a messenger RNA of Trichophyton rubrum CBS 118892, 3748 nucleotides long. RefSeq lists its product as uncharacterized. Bases 1 to 3651 code for a protein of 1216 amino acids. The record is from RefSeq and is a predicted model, not a curated record. NCBI's taxonomy places the organism in Eukaryota, Fungi, Ascomycota, Eurotiomycetes, Onygenales, Arthrodermataceae. The transcript is spliced from 2 exons.
AUGUUGAGCGGUGUGACGGCUACCACAUCGCCUAUGUCCGCGGGUGCACGACCAAGGUCUUUCAAUUCGCGGUAUAAUCCACAGGAAUGGGGGCCCAUCUCUGGUGGCACAUCACCCGUUGCGGCAACGGGAAUGGUACAUCAGCCAGCGCCCUCCUCGACCUCAGUGACAGCUUCGCCGCCGCCUCCUCCGUACUCCCCCCCUCGAGCAACGUUUCGAGGGCAGCGCGCUCAAUCUCCACAGGUCGGCUACCCAGUGGCUAGCAGUCCUAGUCCUAUUUCUGCACCAAUUCAGCAAAGUACAGCUCCUUCGCAGUCUCGCCAGAGAGAGUCUCCAGGGUAUCAUUAUUCCGUCCCGCGCCCGGGUCCGUCACCAUCAGUAGGUAGUCAUGAGCUUGAACAGCCGCAACGUCCCGAUCAUAGGACAUCUUUCAUGCCUUCUCAUUCAACUCACCCGCAACCUUCAGUGAAUGAUGGUUCUUCUCGCCUUCAAGGCCAUUACGGGGCUAGUUCUGGCCUUGGUCGUACCGAACCAACACCUUCCAGGUCAUCCCAGACCGUUUUACAAUCUGUACCCCCAGCGUCAAGGAGAGCUGUGUCGACCGGUGACUUACCUCACGGCAGAACCUCAAAUAGGGCCAGUACUCAGGUGGAUAGUCAAUCAUCUUCUAGGAAUGGUAGAUGGGAGCCUGGAAUGCCACUUCCACCGCCGCCUCCAGGGCCCCCUCCAGCGAGUGCUCCCAGAAGGACUUCUUUUUCGUCACAGUCGGCGGUAGAGAGGAACAACUUACCCCUGAAUAGAGAAGAAAGGCUACGGUCCGGCUCGGGUUCAUCGUCAAUAGAACCUAGUCUUCCUACUAUCCCAGCAACUCCGCUUGGAUGGGUAGCUGACCAGGUUAACGCCCCAAUGACCCCCCGACGGACAUCAGCAUCCCCUCAUGACCAAAAUCGGUCGGUUCCCGCGUCACCAAGUCUGUCUAAUGCCGUAGCAAACAACUAUCACGACGCUUCAAGCCAACCUAAACCAUCUUCCAUCAGGACUCAAAGCCAAAAGGGGAUCCGUGAGCGCCGUAUUCAAAGCAGGAAUAACAGAACUGAAAACAGCACUCAUGGACAGGAGACCAAAGAUGAGAGCAAUGACAUGUCAUGGCCGACAGACCUUGUUCUUAGCUCACCUGUAUCUGGUGGACUUGUACGUCGACGCACUCUUACCAGAGCCACGCCACGCAGUGCUCGUAGCAAUCCAGGAGAGGAGCCCUUGCACAGCGCCAGAUCGGCUACUUCGCCCUUCACCAAUAAAAUGAAUACCAUCACCUCUCCGUAUUCUGCCACUCCCAGGCUGCAGACAUUUCCGCACGAGCCGUUGGCAAACAGAGGCCAGACCCCUCCAUUUUCUCCAGGGAGAGAGCAGAAAUCGCCAACCAUGACACCUGAAUCGCUGCAUUUACCUCCCAAGGCUCUGCCAACUCCACCCCCGGCACAACAGCAGGAUGCGGCUCUGCUUGGACUAGAGCCGCGUAGCGCCGGUUCAGAUAGGCCACUUUCGCACCUUUUACAUCUUCCAGUUGACGUGUCCCCUUUAGAAGCUCAACCCCUGGUCCCAGUUAAGGCUCCCUCCCGACGUGCCUCGCCCAAAUCCGCCCCAUAUGCACCUAUAGAUGGUAAAUUUAUUCAAGAUGCGGAACAUCGGUAUCAUGAACAUCUAAGGAAAGAAUCAGAAGCGACCAAUGCUACUGAUGCGUUGCAAGCCUUUUGCAAAUUUAUAAUUGCCGAGUCAGGAAUCCGUCGCCAACAGUAUAGCUCGCAAUGGAGUGACUUGACUUUUGAUCCUAAGACCGUUGUUGACAAGUUAUUUGAACUCUCAAAUAACCCGUUAAAGGUCGAAGCUAGGCCUAGGGAUAGCUCUAUUGCUCCGUCCGAACCUCCACAGACUCCUGACAGGGUCACCCCCAAAAGGCGUACUUCUGUAAUUGAAUCCGGUUUGGGGAAUGGCUAUAAACCCGCUUUAUCACCUAUUGCAAGCAUGAGUAUGAGCAAUGAAGAAAGCUCUCGGGGUCGUGCACCUAGUCGUUGGUGGGAAUCGCAGACUGGCAGUGAUAACGGAGAUGUUGGCAGUAAAGUCUCACGCACUAAACGGGAGACUAAAUACAUGGGCCUACCGCGAGAGAUGCGCGAGGCGAUGCAAAUGGACCAUUUAACACCGACCCAGGCUGCUUACGAUCAACAAUACUCUGGGGACCAGAACCCUUAUGCCAAUUAUGGGCCGAAUGAGUAUCCUCCAGAGAAGGUAGGCUGGAAUGACCUUGAUGCUUCCCAGCCCUCAGGACCAUCACGGACACUAUCAGCCAUCAACCGUGAAGCUCGCAAGUUGGACAUCUCAAGAUUGGUUACCUUGCCUCCCCCGUACCCAAGGCAUUAUCCAGGUGUGAAUAACAAUCACCCAGACAUGGCGUUUUAUCGAACGACCGUUCGAACUAUUAGUGAUUUGUCCGAGGUUCACGCAACCAAAGCAAGUUUUGAAAAGAAGAUCAAGGCUCUCCGUGAGAAGCACCAGAAGGAGGCCCAAGAAGAACUCCGUGGGUUCAGAGCGCGGAUGAACCAAGGAAUCGAAAGUGGCAGCAUAUCUUACGCGGAUGCAGCCGAUGCAGAGGCCAGUCGGCAGGCGCAAGCAAAUGAAAAAGAGCGUGGGAUCGUUCAAGCGGAGUUCGACAUGUAUCAAGUCGAAGUCUUGGAGCCGAUGCAGAGCAUCCUGAAAGAUAGGAUCAAAAUUGCAACAGCCUGCAUUGAUGAACUGCGAGGCAAACUCUUCGACUCAGCACAGCGUCAAACACCAGAUCAGACCCAGGAAGAGGGCGAUGAAGAGCCUGAGCUAUUAGAGAAAUUGACACAGCUUAAAUGGUUAUUCGACGGCCGUGAGAACCUGUUCCGCGAAGAGUAUGAUAUUCUCGGCGAGCGCAACGAGCUCUUCAGGGCCAUCGUAUCUCUCCCCUACCGCCUGGCCAAAAACACAGAAAAGCUCACUGAAACCGACAACUUCUUCAUCCGUGAUGCUCAAGAUCGAAAACUCGCCUUCGUCGCCGAGACUCUUAAACGGUUUGAGAGCUUCAUGGACGUGAUCGAAGCAAACGUCAGCCGGGGAGUUGAGACUCAACUGUCGGCGUUCUGGGACAUUGCUCCCCCCAUCGUCAUGAUCCUACAAGAAAUCCCACAGAGCCUUGAGGGAUUCUCCGUCCGCAUUUCGCAGAAGGAAUAUGACGAGAACCCAAGCUAUUACCAGUUCCCGCUGCAAUAUUUAUAUUCGCUGGUUACUCAUGCUGGUAAAUCAACGUACCAGUUCAUUGAGUCCCAGACAAAUCUCCUCUGCCUGCUUCAUGAGAUCAAAUUCGGCUUGAUGAAUGCGAACUGCAAGUUCAUGGAAGUACAACGGAUUAUAUCUGGCGAGCCAGAGGAAGACGUCCGCCGUGAGAUGCAAGAGUCUCGUUCUGAGGAAGAAAGGAUCCUCACCCUCGAUCUAAAGGAGAAAGUCGGCAUGGUCGAAGGCCAAUGGGCUGAAGCUCUAGGCCAGCAAUUAGAAAAUGUCAAAGAACGUGUCCGUCACCGUCUUGCCAGCGAAGGCGGAUGGGAGGAAAUGGAGCAGAUGGAACAGACUUGAUACUUUUCCACGAGCUUUUAUACCCCUUCUCGCUUCCUCUUUUCUUCUUUCCCCCUGUCUCACCGUACGGGGGUAUGAUGUGGGGAUGGGGCUUCCA